This is a messenger RNA of Plasmodium berghei ANKA, 1791 nucleotides long. RefSeq names its product cyclin dependent kinase binding protein, putative. Bases 1 to 1791 code for a protein of 596 amino acids. The record is from RefSeq and is a predicted model, not a curated record. Gene Ontology annotation, biological process: regulation of cell cycle. NCBI's taxonomy places the organism in Eukaryota, Apicomplexa, Aconoidasida, Haemosporida, Plasmodiidae. The transcript is spliced from 3 exons.
AUGAAAAAUGGCGAUUAUUUUAAUGUCUAUAAUGAAUUUUUUAAAGAUGCUUAUACAUUUUUAAAUACAAUUAUAGAAACAAAAAGGGAUUGUGGUGAAAUAAGCAGUAGUAGUGAAUCGGGUUCAGAAGAAAAAAAAAAAAUAAAAAAUAAAAAAUAUAUAAAUGAAAAUAAUAUUAGUAAAGUUUGUGAUAAAACUGAAGAUAAUACAAAAAAGGAAAAUAAAAAAUAUAUAUACUUUUAUUUAAGCACAUAUGAUAAGGAUAAAUAUCUAAAUGAUAAUGUUAGUACUCAAUAUAUAAAAAAAAACAAAUAUAUGUAUAAAAGGUCUAAUAGUAGAACUAUACAUGGAAUAAAUAAUGAUGAAAAUUGUGAAGGAAAUAAUCACAUCCCAAAUAAUAUAAGGAUUAAUGUUCGAAAUUUUAACAACAAUAGUAGUACAAGUUUGAGUCAAAAUGAAUAUGAUAUAAAGAAAAAAGAUUAUACUGAGCAUUCAAUUAUGAACCGAGGAAUUCCGAAAAUUUUAAUGUCUUAUAAAAAUGAUUAUAAUAUAUGUUUAUCAUAUAAUAUUAGCCCUGAUAAUGUAUGGAAUGAUAUAAAUAUUAUGAAUUAUAAAAUUCCGAGUUAUAAAAAAGGGGGUAAUAUUUAUGGUGAAACGGGUAGUGAUAUUGAUCAUGAAAGUAUGAAAGAAGAAUAUAACAUAAAAAAAAAAGAUCAAAAAAAUAUGUUUAGUUUUUUAUAUAAAUGGAUAUUAUCAAAUACUAUACAAAAAAUAGAAAAGAAUGAAUUAAUUAAUUAUACAAACAAAAAAAAAUUACAAAUUCAAUAUAGAAAUAAACAAAUAACAAAUGAGUAUACUAAUACAAUUAUUGAUUUUCACGAAAAUAAAGAUGAUAUACUUGAAAAUGGAAAUUAUAAAAAUAGUCAUAAUUUAUCAUCUAAUUCAUACUAUUUAGAUAGUUAUGAAUACAAUUACAAUAAUUUAAAUUUUGAUAAAGACAAUUUUUAUAAUGAUAAAAAUACAAAUAGAGAUAUAUUUGAAGAAAAUAAAAAAGACAUAGAAAAAAUAUGUAAAAAGAAUAACUUCAGUUUUAAUAAUACAAAAAAAAUGAAAAAAAAAAAAAAAAAUAAAGGAAUAUCAUAUGAACAUUUAUUAACACCAAGCAAAUAUGAAUAUGAUGCUUUUUGUUUAUUUAAUCCUCGUUUUAAACAAGGAAAACAUCAUACAGUUUUAUGUCUACAAAGUUACAAUGUAUCGAUUAUUCCAUUUGUUCAACCCAAAAAAUUAAAAGAAGAAGUGAAUGAACUAUUUAGUGAAAUAAAUCCAUGGAUACAUAAAUCAUUAACUUUAUCUAAAUUAAGAAAUUUAAAAAUAGAUUUAUUUAAUUUAAUUAACCAUAUUCCUGAAAUAGAUAUAUCUACUAUUUCAUGUGCUUGGGUUUUUUUUGAAAGGUUAGUAAUAAAAGGAUAUGUUCAUAAAGGGAAUCGAAAGUUAUAUGCAGCUACUUGUCUUAUUUUAUCAUUAAAAUUUUAUCAGCAUGAUGAUAUACAUAUUUUAGAAAAAUUGCUUAUAUAUAUUCAAAAGUUAGACAAAAAAGAAAACUUAACCCCAUCAUUAAUUUUUUCAAUGGAGUUUACACUUUAUAAAUUACUUGAUUUUUCUCUGCAACAUACAUAUGAAAAUAUACGUUUACACAUACAUCAGUAUUUAGAAUCUAAGGAACUCAAAUUCGAGGAUGUCUAUGGUACCUCUGAAGACACAUACUUAGUUCAAAUGGAAAAUGCUAGCUAA